Tuber aestivum (summer truffle) is the source of this 812-nucleotide messenger RNA. The record is from the annotation of a GenBank genome assembly. Lineage: Eukaryota; Fungi; Ascomycota; Pezizomycetes; Pezizales; Tuberaceae.
AUGUCUCUUCCACUCCCCUUCUUCAAAACGAAGUUCGAGGACAAGCACAUUGUCGAUCAAAAGUUCUACACGGCGAAACACGACGAGGAGAAUAGGGACAUAUUGCUGUUCGCGAACGAGGUUCACGAGAAGCCCAAUAAUAGUGGUCCCGCAAAGACGGUGACGACGACGAUGCCAUUCUUGGUAUCCACUCCUCCGCCACGUGAGCCGGGUCCGGCGAAGGGGAAGAAUAAGAGGGGGGGUAAGGAGAAGGUGCUAUCUAAGGAGGAGGAACAGGUAUGCUCUCGCCUCCGUUCCAUCCAAUGACACCUCGCUAACAAUUCUGCGACCAGCGCCUCCUCUUCGAAUCUGCCUCCUACCGCCUCAACGGGAACCGCCUCUUCAACACAUCAUACUACCUCGCAGCGCUGGACGCAUACCUCCUAGCACUCUCCCGCUGCCCGCAGACGCUAAAACUCGAGCGGGCAACCAUAUACCAUAACAUUGCCGCCACGCAGAUAAAAUUGAGGAGCUACGAUGAGGCCGCCAAGGCCGCCAGCAGGGCCCUGAACCUCCGUCCCGGGUGGGGGAAAGCGCUCUAUAGGCGGGCAAAGGCGAGGGAGGGGAUGGGAGGAUGGGCCGGGCUGGUGGGGGCUUACGAUGACUAUGUGCAGGUUUUGGAGGGCGCGGUGGAUGGGGUUGUGGAAGGGGUGGGGAAAGGCGAGUUGGAAGCGGUUAAGGAGAAGAUUAGGUGGUUGCCCGAUAGGAUUAAGACUGUUAGGGAGAAGGAGGUUGGUGGGGUUGUGGAGGGGAUGGGGGGGUUGAGGGCUUGA